AUGGCCCGCUCCCGGGCCCAAGCUCUGGGCCGCCGCCUUUCCUCGCCUCCGGCUCCCCGGUGCUAUUGUCCAGACCCGGCGAGCCCGGCGCCCGGCAGCCCCGAUGGGGCCGCGCAGCGCUUCGCAGCCUCCCGCCCCGCCGAGCUAGGAAUUCGAGUCUCCCGUCACUGCCCUGCUCCCGCCUCCGCCAUGAUCUCCGCAAAGCAGCUUCCCGCGCCGCCGCCGCCUCCUCAGGCCACCGCCGCCGCCGCCAUGUUUUCCUUCCUUGUACCUGGCCCUGCCACCGCGGCCAGUGGCUCCCUUCCGCUCCGCCUGCUUCAAACGUCAGAAGCCGACAGGCGCCUGAUCCUGCUGCAACUGCUACCGCUGCCCGGGAAACUCCGAGGGCUCUUAGCCGGCCGAGCGCCCCGGGCUAGUGGAAAUCGCUUUCCCUCCGCCGCCGCCUCUUCCGUCUUCCUCACAGAGCCAAAGCCGCCGCCAUUUUGGCUCGCCCCUCAAAAGCGGCGCGCGGGGCCACCCAGGGAGCAGCUGCAGGGGCGGCCCGUAGCUCCACCAUUUAAAGAGACAGCAGCGAGGCCGGGAGCCUUACUGCGGCGGAGGCCUCGGACGGAGGCGGGAGGCGGGCGCGGACUUGCCAAGGUGGCGGGAGCGAGGGAGCGGAGGAGGCGGGACGCUAGUUGCGCCGGUGACAAGCCGGGACUCCCUCCCCGCACGUACCGUCGUGCGGGCGCGGGGCGGCGUGUGCGUCCGUCGCGCCCUGUGUUCGUCAUCAGCCCGGCUCCGGGAUGCGCGAGGGGCGUGGAUCCGUCUGCGGCCUUUGCGUGGGGGCCCGGCGUCUGGGCUAGGAUCUGUUCGCCGCCGCCUACCCUAGUCCCUGCCGGGUCUGCGGAUCCCGGGCGGCUGGCGCCUGGGCCUCUACCCUCUUCUAAGAGUGUUUCCCCGCGGCCGCCUUUGCGGCUGAGUCGGGCGCUUGGGACCCACCGGGCGCUUUGCGGACUCGAGGGAAUGAAAUGGAAACGCUUCAGGGGAAGGUCGCUGGUGUGGGCCGCGAGGUCGGCGUAGCCUUGAGAGCCGUAAUGGGUCGCGGACUGGCGUGGCCAGUGUGGAAACUUGGGACUGUUUGCGUUUUCUGGGCGUGGGACCGAGCCCCAAGUGACAGUUCUAAAACUUCAGCUUACAAUCUAGCCACGCCCCAAGUGCUCUAUUCCUUCAUCCCUUUGAGAGCUCUGCCAGCCUUCCUUGUCGGUAAAAGAACUUGAGGCGCUCAGAGAAACAAAUGCGACACUGUCUAAUCGGGAGGAGUGAUUCUCAGCGUUAGAUAGUCCUGUGUUUUGAACACCUACUUGAUGUCAAACAUUGCUAAUCUUCACAAAGGAGUAACAUUACCGUUUCUGUCACGCAGCUCAUAUGCCACCAUUGUAGUGGCUUUUAGCAUUUGCCAGGCCUGCCAGGUCGGUCCUGCCCAUUAGGAGUAUAAUGUGAGCCACACACGGAAUUUUAAGUUUCACAGUAGCCACUCUCUUUAAAGUAGAAGAAGCUGAUGAAAUUAGUGUUAACGUUUUAGUGCAGUAUUUUCAAAAUUUUAUUUCAAUAAUCAAAUUAUUGAUAGACGUGCCUUACUUACUGUACAAUAUCUUAAAAAUGUGAUGUCUUGGCCAGGUGUGGUGGCUCAUGCCUGUAAUCCCAGCGCUUUGGGAGACCAAGGUGGGUGGAUCAACUGAGGUCAGGAGUUCAAAACCAGCGUGGCCAACAUGGUGAAACCCUAACUCUUUUUUUUUUUUUGAGACGGAGUUUCUCUCUUGUUACCCAGGCUGGAGUGCAAUGGCGUGAUCUCGGCUCACCGCAACCUCCGCCUCCUGGGUUCAAGCAAUUCUCCUACCUCAGCCUCCUGAGUAGCUGGGACUACAGGCUGCGCCACCAUGCCCAGCUAAAUUUUGUAUUUUUAGUAGAGACGGGGUUUCACCAUGUUGACCAGGAUGGUCCUGAUCUCUUGACCUAGUGAUCCACCCGCCUCGCCUCCCAAAGUGCUGGGAUUAUAGGCGUGAGCCACCGCGCCCUGCCGAAACUCUAUCUCUUAAGAAAAAAUUACAAUAAAAAAUUCAGCUUGUGAGUCGUACUAGCCAAUAUUUGAAGGCCCAGUAGCCACAUGUGUCUAGUGACCACAGUUUUGGAAGGUUUGAGUGCUUGACAUUGCCAGGAAUCUUGUAUUAAAAAUGCAAUGUGGCCUGGCACAGUGGCUCACACCUGUAAUUCUAGCACCCUGGGAGGCCGAGGCAGGGGGAUUGCUUGAGGCCAGGGGUUUGAGGUCAGUCUGGGCAACGUGGCAAAACCCUCUCUCUACUAAAAAUACAAAAAUUAGCCAGGCGUGGUUGAAUGCCUCAGCUACUUGGCUGUCUGAGGCAGGAGAAUCACUUGAACCUGGGGAGCCGAAGGAUACAGUGAGCUGAGAUUGUGCCACUGCACUCCGGCCUGGGUGUUGGAGCAAAACUCUGUCUCAAAAAAAGAAACGGAAAAGUAACACGGUGGUUUCCAAAUAAUUUUUUUUAAUAAAAAAAAGAAAAAAAUGGAAAAAAAUAAACCUGUAAUGUAAUUGGUGUUAUACCCAUCUAUUCAGAAGGAGGCUAAUAGCAUGAACAGGGCUGAGGGGUUUCUGGGAUACAGGACUUUCAAUUUUAAAAUCCUUUAGAGGCUGGGCACGGUGGUUUAUGCCUGUAAUUCCAGCAGUUUGGGAGGCCGAGGCGGGUGGAUCACGAGGUCAAAAGAUCCAUACCAUGCUGGCCAACAUGGUGAAACCUGGUUUCUACUAAAAAAUACAAAAGGAGGCUGAGGGAGGAGAAUCGCUUGAACCUAGAAGGCAGAGGUUGCAGUGAGCCAAGAUUGUGCCACUGCACUCCAGCCUGGCGACAGUGAGACUCUGUCUCAAAAAAAAUAAAAAAUGAAAUCCUUUAGAAGCUGGGACCUUCCUCCCCAACAACUUCAAGUAUAAAUAUAGAAACAAGGGUUGCAAAGACCAGUCUGAAACUCUUUAUUCAUGAACAAAACUGGGAAAUUAUGAAAACAAAGCAAUUGCUUUUUCUUAAAAAAAUCAAAAAAGGAAACUUUUUUUUUUUUUUUUGAGAUGGAAUCUCGCUCUGUCGCCUAGGCCAGAGUGCAGUGGUGUGAUCUUGGCUCACUGCAGCCUUCGCCUCCUGGAUUCAAGCGAUUCUCCUGCCUCAGGAAUCAGAUAUUCCCCUCCCGAAUAGCUGGGAUUACAGGUGCCUGCCACCACACUCAGCUAAUUUUUAUAUAUUUAGCGGAGAUGGGGUUUCGCCAUGUUGGCCAGGCUGGUCUUGAACUCCUGACCUCAGGUGAUCUGGAACUCCUGACCUCAAGUGGCCUGCCUGCCUGGGCUUCCCAAAGAGCUGGGAUUACAGGCGUGAGCAACCACACCCAGCCCAGAUUUGCUUUCAAGGCAUUUAACUGAUUGGAUGAGACCCACCCAGAUAACUUGGGUUAAUUUUUCUUUGAAGUCAACUGGUGGUGGAUGUUUAAUCACAUCUAGAAGUACCCCCACAGCAAUGUCUAGGUUAAUGUUUGGUUGGAUAACUGAUUACUGUAGCCCAGUGAAGUUGCCAGACAGGCUGGGUGCGGGUUCAUAAUAUAAAAACGCAAUCCCAGCACUCUGGGAGGCUGAGGCAGGCAGGUCACCUGAGGUCGGGAGUUUGAGAUCAGCCUGAACAUGGAGAAACCCCGUCUCUACUAAAAAUACAAAAUAAACCAGGCAUGGUGGCAUAUGUCUAUAAUCCCAGCCAGUUGGGAGACUGAGGCAGGAGAAUCACUUGAACCUGGGAGGGACGCAGAGGUUGUGGCGAGCUGAGAUCGUGCAUUGCACUCCAGCCUGAGCAACAAGAGCAAAACUCUUAAAUUGCCACAAAACUAAUUUAUGAUAACUUAAUCAUAUGCCGUGCACAAAUGGUUAUAUGGUUAAGAAAAAUUCCUAAUGGAAUUAAAUAAGGGAGGUUGCAAAUCACAAAAGAGAUAUGUUGUCACAGUGGUCAAGCCUGUGGAGGAUGGAUCACGAGUCUAGGUCCUGCCUCUUAGCAGUUAUGUGAUAUUUCCAAGCUUCUUCAGCUCUCUGUACCUCAGUUUCCUCAUCUGUAAGAUAGGAAUAAUGUUGACUUCUAGGGUUGUAAGAAUUAAAUAAACUGAUUCUUCAUUCUUCCUGUGCUCUAAACAAAGCUUUCCCACUGAACCUUUCUACCUUCACCUACAUACAUAACAUGCAUUCCUAAAGUACUACCGGAAGGAGCCUGUUCAUUACAUAGUAUUUGUACUUAUGUUACUUACCUUGAUCCAUGUUGGAUUUAUCAUUUUAUAAUAUUGCCUUCCUGUCAAGAAAGUAAAGUGGAAAAAAAAGUAUGUAUUGCCUGCCUUAGAUUUAAAAUCCUAGUAAGGACAGGGACAAGGCUGCCGGCUUGUACACUGCCCAGAUUCAGAAAGUGCCGUCCACCCAGAUGACCUCGAUGUUUGCCAGUGAAGAUGGUGGUGUCUGUGUGGUGAAAAGGGCAUGCCACCAAAAGUUAGAGGAGUCGAGUCCUCAUUUUGGUUCAGCCACCAAGUUGGUGGUUUAGGCCUUAGCCUUUUUUGGCCUUAGUUUUCUAAUCCUGAUAAGAUGAUUUAAAAAAUUUUUAACUUAUUUUUAUUUUAUAACUUUAUUAUUAUUAUUAUUAUUUUUUUUUCAAAAUACAAUUUUUUUUUAAUGGCCAUGAUGCUAUUGGCAGAAGAAUCACUGUGACUAAAAUUCCAGCAAUCCAAAACGUUGUUUCUAUGCACCACCCUCUUUGUGGUCAAUUUCAAAAGACAGCCCACUUUUAUUUCAGUUUAAUUGGUUCUCUAGCUCUUUUAGGAGAAAUUAAACUUCCUUUUAGCUGAGUUCAUGUCACAACAGAUAAGUUCAUUCAUUCUGGUUUACUUCUUCAGGGCUGUGGAAAGGAAAGCUGAAGGAUAAUGGGAGCAAAAAUAAUCCAUGUAAGAGGUGCGGUGUGAAAUGGAGAAUUAGGUUUUUAAACAUGCUGUUUCCCAGAGCCACACCCCAGUGACCAGAUGGGAUCAGUGGUUGGGGAGGGGAUCCAGGUUAUGGGAUGCACUGUGCAAAUCGUAAAGGGAGUGAUGAAGGGUGGGUUUCUGUAGCCCAGAGAAAGGAUCCUCUGCUUCAACUGUGUGUUUCAUGCAGUGAGGAAGCCAGGCUUUCGAUGACAUUGACACUUAGAGGCUUAGAGAGGAGGCUCUGUUCAACAUUUCUCAGUUAUUGAAGUAUUUCUUAUUGAAAACCCAAAUGUUAACAUUUUUAUCUCCAAGGGAAAAAAAACGGCUGCUGGAAACCUGACCUGAGAAUGUGCCUCUGUAGUUUCAAAGAGACCACACACAGCAAGACAAGGUAGAGACAGGCCAGAAGCCGUUUGACUGGUAAGUCCGCCUUGUAAGGUAAGGAACCAAGGAAGCUUUAUUAAAAUCGGAUUUCAAAUGGAGGGGCCCUACUGUGCCUACUGGAGAUCAGGGAAUAAUAAAUAUUUCCUUCACUGAAAAUUAUCUCUUAUUGCCAAACCUCAGAAUUGAAGCUUAUUCAGAAACAGACUUAAAAAAAAUAAAUGGAGAACUGCUCCCAGGUACAUACGCAGAAAAGCUUCAAGUCAACGUUUGGGAGGUUUUUGUUGUUUUGUUUUGUUCUGUUUUUUUUUUUUUUUUUUUUUUUGAGACUGAGUCUCCCUCUGUCAGCCAGGCUGGAGUGCAGUGGCGCGAUCUCGGCUCAGGGCAACCUCCUCCUCCCAGGUUCAAGCGAUUGUCCUGCCUCAGCCUCCCGAGUAGCUGGGAUGAAAUUUUUGCAUUUUUAGUAGAGACGGAGUUUCACCAUGUUGGUCAGGAUGGUCUCGAUAUCCUGACCUCCUGAUCCACCCGCCUCGGCCUCCCAAAGGGCUGGAGGUUUUUAAACAUCGAUUUGGGUUUUGUUCAAGUGUUACUUACGCAAACUGCUGCAUUUCACUGUAGACAACGGUGAGCGUGGACUGACCGCUGUUUUCAAGACUGACCCCACCCAGACUCAUGAUUCAUGACACAACUGGUCCUGUGGCCCCACCCAGAGGCGGACUGAGCACACACCUUUAUGAUUUCAUCUUUAAGCAGUCAGCAGCACCCUUUCCCUAGUCUCCUGCCCACCAAAUUGUCCGUAAAACCCUAGCCUCUGAGCCUUCAGGGAAGCUGAUUUGAGUGAUAAAUCCAGUUCUCACAAGUGGAUGGCCUCUAGUCAAUUACACUCUUUCUUUUUCUUUUCUUUUUUUUUUUUUUUUUUUUUUUUUGUGACAGAGUUUCACUCUUUUUGCCCAGGCUGGAGUGCUGGUGAUAUCGGCUCACUGCAACCUCCAGCCCGCUCCCCACCACUCCUGGGUUCAAGUGAUUCUCCUGCUUCAGCCUUCCAAGUAGCUGGGAUUACAGGCAUGCGCCACCACACCAGGCUAAUUUUGUAUUUUUAGUAGAGGUGGGGUUUCUCCAUGUUGGUCAGGCUGGUCUCAAACUCCCAACCUCAGGUGAUCCACCCGCCUUGGCCUCCCACCGUGUUGGGAUUACAGAUGUAAGCUACCACGCCUGGCCCAAUGACAUUCUUUCUUUACUGCAGUGCUGUGGUCUCAGUGAAUUGAUUUUGUCUGUGCAGCAGGCAGGAAGAACCUCUUGGUGAUUACACUUCUACUUAGUAUAACUGCAUGUUUGCAUGUUUGUACCCCCUUUUUUAGGCAGAGUCUUACUCUGUCACCCAGGAUGGAGUGCAGUGGUGCAAUUUCAGUCACUGCCUCAGCCUCCUGAGUAGCUGGGAGAACAGUUGCUUGCCAACAUGCCCAGCUAAUUUUUGUAUUUUUUUAGACACAGGGUUUCACCAUGUUGCCCAGGCUGGUCUCAAACUCCUGAGCUCAAGUGAUCUGCUCACCUUCACCCCACAAAGUGCUGAGCUUAUAGGCAUGAGCCACUGUGCCCGGCUGUUUGUACCCAUUAAUUAGCCACCUUCAUCCUCACCCUCAACAUCCUUUCCAGGCUCUGGUAACUAAUGUUCUACUCUGUACUUCCAUGAGAUCAGCUAUUUUAGCUCCCACACCAGUGAGUACAUGUGAUAUUUGUCUUUUUGUGUUUGGCUUAUUUCACUUAAUGCAGUGACCUCCAGUUCCAUCCGUGUUGUUGCGAAUGACACGAUUUCAUUAUUUUUUAUGGCUGAAAAAUAUUCCAUUAUGUAAAUAUGCCAUAUUUUCUUUAUCCGUUCUUCUGCUAAUGGACAUUGUUGUGAAUAGUGCUGCAAUAAACAUGGGGCUGCAUGUA
Messenger RNA from Callithrix jacchus (white-tufted-ear marmoset), 7338 nucleotides. Lineage: Eukaryota; Metazoa; Chordata; Mammalia; Primates; Cebidae. The record is from RefSeq and is a predicted model, not a curated record.